This is a messenger RNA of Fibroporia radiculosa, 2061 nucleotides long. RefSeq lists its product as uncharacterized. Bases 1 to 2061 code for a protein of 686 amino acids. The record is from RefSeq and is a predicted model, not a curated record. Gene Ontology annotation, biological process: DNA damage checkpoint signaling; DNA repair; regulation of transcription regulatory region DNA binding. Gene Ontology annotation, molecular function: histone H3K79 methyltransferase activity. Lineage: Eukaryota; Fungi; Basidiomycota; Agaricomycetes; Polyporales; Fibroporiaceae. The transcript is spliced from 5 exons. Gene Ontology annotation, cellular component: nucleus.
AUGGCUGCCCCUCGCCAUUCGUCCUCUGACCUUGGGUUUUUCUCAAAGUCUAAGUUCGCAAAAUCUGGCGCGUCGAGCACGACUUCUGUAGCCGUGACUACGCGUGUUGUCGCGGUCGAGCGAAUUAUCCCGAAGCCUCCAGGGGCGCUCAAGCUUGCUGCUCGUCCCUCUACACCACUCAUCGCUGCAGCGAGUUCUGGUCUGAACUCGAGCAAUAAACGAAAAAUUGAGCCCCCUGAUGUCCUACCUGGAAACGCGACGAAGAAACCACGCGUCUCGACUCCAUCUGGGGAGCGGAGAGAGGCGUCCUUAGAACCGCGUGCAUCUCUCUCCACGAGAUCUCCAGCCUCCAGCCGACAUUCAAGCCGUCAACCAUCAGCUGCGCGAUCAUCGAUGCAUCCGCAGCCUGAGGCUGAGAGCAGAUCGCGCUCAACUUCAGUUUUUCCUACCGAGGCCCCGCUCUCCCGUGAUUGCUGGAUUGGCAAGGCGUAUCGUCCUGGCCCUAAUUUCUUUUCUUCGGAGAGUGUGGUACGAAGUCUUAUGAAAACAUAUAAAACUUAUUUCUCCAACCCUUCUGACCCAAACGACAGGACGUUCGAGGCGCAUCCUACAGAAUACCCUGUGAUAGAAUUAGAAUACCCGAACAGCGGCGCAUGUGAGAGAUUUAUUUUACUCGUCCCUAAGGACAAGGACCAUUACAACCCCAUUAUGUGCCUAGAAACUUCACUGCAUACUAUUAUUCGUUGUAAGAAACCGUUCAUGUCUUUGCAUGCGCUUUUGCUUAGCGGAAUUACAGGCUAUUUAACUCCGGCACAGCAGUCCUUAUUUGGGACUCUACCUUCAACAUCUCUUGUAAACGACGAUCCUCCGGGACCAUUAUCGGCUGUACCACUCCUGUCCAUAUCCGAGGUCGUUGACGCAUCAUCGCCCUCUGUUUCUGUACUGUCUUCUGCGCCUUCUCCAGCGUCUUCGUCAUCUGAUUCUUCGUUAACAUCAUUAUCCUCAUCCUCGACCUCACUAUCUGCCGUUUCCACGUCAUCUACAUCAUCUGCAUCAUCUGUGUCUUCGCUAUCGUCGAUCUCAAUGCUUUCAUCACUUGCGGAAUUUUCUCCACCCGGAUCUCAACCUUCAGCUUCCAUUCAGCCGUCUGUGAAUUACCUUCGACUCCUCCAACGUGCAAUUAAUAAGAAGGAUGGGCCGCUAUUCCUCAAAGUUAUGGCUGCGAUCAACACGCUCUUGCGGCUUCUUAAGCACCCCCCACUCCCUGUAGACCCAUUUGAGCCGCUCUCGUCGAACUGUUUAUCCGAAGCGACUCGGUCAUGGACUAACAUACCAAAGGAUGUAGUAACACGUAUCAUUGAUGAGACGUAUCAGCGUGCUGUUGGCCCCCAUGUCGCCGAAUUGAAGCGAUACGAAGCCUUCUCGUCGGAGGUGUAUGGCGAACUCAUGCCUUCACUAAUCGCACAGAUCAUCCAAACUACAGGACUCAAAGAAGACUCGCUUUUCGUUGAUCUCGGCUCGGGUGUUGGCAACGUUGUCCUACAGGCCAGUCUGCAGACGGGAUGCCGGAGCUUUGGUAUAGAGAUCAUGCCGACACCUGCGAAAAUCGCACGUAGCCAAUUGGAGCAGCUUCGGAUGAGAUGCCAGAUGUGGGGUGUACCCAUGGGCGAAGUAGAUUUGGAGGAAGGCGAUAUGCUGAAGAGUAAAAAAGUCGACGACCUUGUCCCGAAAGCAGACGUCGUCCUUGUGAAUAACAAGGUCUUUUUAGAGGCAUUAAAUGAGGCGUUGCGGCCAAAGUUUUUAGACUUGAAAGAGGGCGCCAUUGUCGUAUCCCUUAAGCCAUUCGUUUCGUCAUCGCGGCUGACUGAACGAAAUCUUGACGACAUCAGUGCUAUUUUCAAAGUCACUGAGCGGCAUUAUUCAACAGGCAGUGUCUCCUGGGGAAGUGGCGGUGGAUCAUAUUUUAUACAUCGCGUCGACCGGGAGAGCUACGCGGAUAUCAAGCAAAAACUGGAGACCUCUCGGACGACACUGACGAGGAGCACAAGGUCGCGGCGAUAA